This is a messenger RNA of Emys orbicularis (European pond turtle), 5126 nucleotides long. It is a transcript of the gene TNIP1, whose product is annotated as TNFAIP3 interacting protein 1. The coding region runs from base 109 to 1950 and encodes 613 amino acids. Gene Ontology annotation, molecular function: mitogen-activated protein kinase binding. Gene Ontology annotation, biological process: regulation of transcription by RNA polymerase II; cellular response to lipopolysaccharide; negative regulation of ERK1 and ERK2 cascade. NCBI's taxonomy places the organism in Eukaryota, Metazoa, Chordata, Testudines, Emydidae. The transcript has 18 exons. The record is from RefSeq and is a predicted model, not a curated record.
GCCGCGAGCGAGGCAGGGGCUGAGAUGUCCCUGCGCGCGCCGCUGGCAGACCCGGGCUGCCCGUUCCCAGGGAUGGCUGGUUGGGAGGUAGAUGAUUAAGCUGCAGACAUGGAAGGGAAAGGACCCUACCGCAUCUACGACCCUGGUGGGGGGACACAGGAAGAGGCAGCCGCAGCCUUUGAGCGGCUGGUGGAGGAGAACACCCGGCUGAAGGAGAAGAUGCAGGGGAUAAAGUCUCUAGGAGAACUGCUGGAAGAGUCCCAGAUGGAAGCAUCGAAGCUGCGACAGAAGGUGGAGGACCUUGUGAAGGACAAUGAGAUGCUGAAGUCGUCUUCCUCUUUCGACAAACUGCCUGAAAUAACAGGAGGUGAUCCAGAGCCACACCUGUCCCCUGCGGAUCCAGGCAAAGCUGAGAAGAAGCCGGAUACAGACGCUCAGAAGCCUCCAUCCACUGGAUCCUCGUCAGAGUUCGAAAUUGUAUCUGGUGAGGACAAGAGGUUUUCCCAGGAGAGCAGGAAGUCGGACGCAGAGCUGCAUAACGAGGACACUAACCUGAUGCUGCACCUGCAGCGGCUGGAGAGCACCCUGAGCGUCUUUGCCGAGGAGCCGGACAAGAACCAGGUCUUGGCUCACCUGGGGCGCAUGGCCCUGGAGUUUAACCGCCUGGCCUCCAAAGUGCACAAGAACGAGCAGAGGACGUCCGUUCUGCAGACGCUGUGUGAGCAGCUGCGUAAUGAGAACGAGGACCUGCGGGCAAAGCUGGAGAAGGAUUUGGAGCAGAGGAACCAGGCUACGGAGAAGCUUAGGUGUGAGAACCUGGAGCUGAAGAAGAUGGUGAUGAUGAGCAACAAGGUGGGCGUGAAAGGGGACGGUGUGGAGAACGCUGGCCAGCAGCAGAGUGGAGCGCUGGCAGAGAAAGCAUCGGGCAAGGGCGUGCCAGGGGCCAGUGAGAAGAAGGUGAAGAUCCUCGAGCAUCAGCGCAAUGAGCUGCUGGAGGUGAACAAGCAGUGGGAUCAGCACUUCAGGUCCAUGAAGCAACAGUACGAGCAGAAGAUCACGGAUCUGCGCCAGAAGCUGGUGGACUCCCAGAAGGCGCUGAAUGAGCUGGAGGCAGAGCGGGAGCCGAAGCAGAGGGACUUUGAUCGCAAGCUUCUCCUGGCAAAAUCCAAGAUUGAAGUGGAGGAGGCAGAAAAGGAGAGGCUGGCUGGGGAGGUGAGGGAUCUGAAGCAGAGAAUCAAGUUCCUGCAGGAGCAGCUGACACCGGUCACCAAGCAAAGGGAGUACCAGGAGAAGGAGAUCCAGAGGCUAAACAAGGCCCUGGAGGAGGCCCUGAAUGUCCAGGCCCCUGCUUCUGCCCCUUCUGCACUCAGUAACGCCACGGAGCCGGGCGGGAGCAUGAGACCACACGAGCUGCUGACCCAGAACGAGCUCCUGAAGCAGCAGGUGAAGAUCUUCGAAGAGGACUUCCAGCGGGAGCGGCGCGACAGAGAGAGAAUGAACGAGGAGAAAGAAGAGUUGAAGCAGCAGCUGGAGAAACUUAAGAAGCAGUUAACAGUCUCCAACAACCAGCUGCGGCUCUUCAAGGAUGACUGUCAGAGAGAGAAGGAGGAGAAGGAGAAACUGAAGAAGCUGCUGAAGCAGCACAAGCAGGUUUCUGGAGAGAGGCUGCACCCAGAGCCGGUCCCGGGGCCUCUCGGCCCUGCCUGCCCCAUGUACCAGUUCCAGUAUAGCCCUCCAGUGCCCCACCACGUCUACCGUGGCUACGAGGACUGGCAGCAAAUCCGGUACCCACCUUCAGCAAUGCCAGGCGACCAUCUACCAGUGCAAAACUUCCACCACUUCCCUCCUCCAGAAUACACCUGGCGCCCACCUUGUGCUGUGUCCAGGGCCCAGAACUCCCAAGCAGUGGAGGGAGUGAAACCGCUGCCCAAGGAAUCCGCAGAUCCUUGAUGGGCUGGGAUGUCUCCCUCCGGAGCUGCUGAAGAGAGAACGCCCCGUGCCCUGCGGAGUUGCUGAGGAGCAAGUCGCGUGGGUGCUUCCUUGGAAUCCCGGCCUACAGGGGUUGUGCAAAUGGCCACGUGUGGUGAUCUUGUUCCUAGCCAUGUCGCUUGGGUUUUAAUUUGAUUCCCAGCCUUGCAUUCUGCAGCAGCACCUGCUGGGAGCCUCCCAUUUCCUAUGUUUCAACAGAGCCUUCGGUGGCGGAUUUUGCUGCAGCCUGGUUUUGUAUUUUAACGUGUAUUUGCUGGCUGACCCCAGAGACUUUCCCCGUCAAAUAGUGUAGGUGGGCGAGCCGCCCCAUACAAUCCCAUGACGAGCAGAGAGGCCAGCUGAACAGAUGUCUGAUACCCUGGAUAGAUGGGUGGGGGAGAGGGUUUAAUUGUUUGUUGUUCUUUUCAUAGUUAAAAAGAAGCCAAGCUGAAGCUAAACUGAAUCCAUUGGUUCAUGUCAUUUACCUGUGAACACUCUCUAGGACUAAAGUGAGCGCUCUGGCUUGAAUGGCUUUUAAAGUGUCCCGAGUCCAGGGGCCAAAUGUAAAUGUCUCUCGACGCUCCAUUGAAACUUGGGCGUGUAGCGCUUGCCCCAUGUAGAUACUGCCCAGCCCUCUGUACAUACAUAUACAUACACACUCGCUGUCUAUAGAAGAUGUGGCAACCCUCAUUCUCUUAUUAGAUUGACCUCACAGUCCAGUCUCUGAGUGAUCAGGGAGCCACAGGCCUAUGGUGUGCAAUAACUCUGCCUUUAUUGCUCCCAGGGAGUAGGCUGUGAACUCUACCCCUCUUCUCCCACAUCCCCAAAGCAGAGCUAACGAGCCGCCUUUCAGUAACGAGUUAAGAUUUUAGGGCCUGAUUCAGUAAAGUACUUUAAGCACAUGUCUAACAUCAGGCGUGCUUUGAAGUCCGUGGGACCUCUCACCUGCUCAAAGGCAAGCGUGUGCUUAACUAGCUUGCUGACCUGGGGACCCGAGGAAGAGGAGGAAAACCUGAUGGAAGCAGCAAACAAUAGACAAGUUCAUUCGUGGGCCCAGGCAGACCUCUUCUACUCCGUCCUGUUCUAUCCCACUGCAAUGUGCCCCUGGGCUUGCCCUGCCCGGGGUAGCUGUUGCGAAGUGCUGGGGUAUGCUGAACAGGAGGCGCUGCGUACUUGCUGUUUAGUACUGAUAGUGGCUUCGAAGGGGUGACGGGUCUUCCAAAGAAAAAAAUGACAAUGAAACAAGGUCUGAGGACAGGAAAGGAAUGGCUGGGGUUCCGAUCCCUCGGUCUCCCUGAAGAGGCUAACGUGUCUGUUCUUAUGCGUGCGUAUUGUGGGUGCAGUGUAUUGUUGUCUGUAAUUAAUCUGCUGUAUGUUAAUGUUGACACGCAAAUGGUAAUGUGUACUUUGGGGGGUUCUCGCCCCUCCUUUCUUGUGGAUGUCACUUCCCCUGGUUCCUCCAAUUCCCUGUUAGCUGCAUGGGCUAGUUCUGGGGAACAGCGGACAGAUCUCUGCCGUUCUCUAUACUGUCGAAUGAUAACUUGAAGGGAAGGGAAGGGGAGAAGAGGAGCUUUUCACCCCAUCUUCUCUGCAGAGAAAACACCCAGCUCAUUGUCCCCCACCUUUUCCUCCCCUACUCCAUCUCUUGGGUUUCCUUUCUGGGAUGUGAAUGGACUCCGGUCCCCUCCAGAUGCUAACAGUCCCUGGAAAGGGACUAACCCCAUCGGAGGGAGGUGCUGUGGGUUGUCGUAACCCUGGACAAUUGUAGGACAUAGGGGGGUAAAUUCAGGAAGUGCGCAGUAUGAUGGAGCACCCUCAGCUCCCUAAAACACUCGCGCUUCAUUAGCCCAAAGCUGGGGCCAUUAACUUGACUGUUGUCUGUGAUCACAUGGCACCCGUGUCCCCAAGAACCCAUAUCUGGCCAUCGCUGGCAUGUGACUGAGGGUUUCAGACUGUCAAUCUAACAGCGCUGUAUGUAGUGAGCUGGCCUCUGUCUGGUUCAUAGGAGCGGCCCCAUGGGCUUCCCAGGCACUGUUCACAUGUGCAAAGCAAGCGGAUUUGGCCACGGGGGUGUGAAGACAAGGCUACCAAUGUAACCCAGGCUAAUAGAAGCGGUUCCUUGUCCGCUUCUAGGGGCUGGUCCAUAUGGAGAGAUUUGAGUCUGCUUCUGCCUCCGAACUAAUGGACUUGCUCUUCUGGCUCAAAAUCUGUCCUGCCUGCCCCAGACCCGAGGGAGAAUAACAAAACCCAGCUCUGGAGGCUGUACUAUUCCCAUGGAUCCGGCCCUAUAGCAAAAGGGACACCCACCCUGCUUACAGUGAGUGAAGCCUGUAACUAGCAUCCGCGUGUGUAAAACGCUCCAUGAUUUGAUCUGCCCUGACAUCAGUCACUCAGCUCUGUGGGUCCCCCCGGGUCCUGCUGGCUUCCUGUGACUGUCCAGUUCUGCACCCACCGCCCCGUGUCUGGGUUUUUUUCAGUGUGGCUCCUAAACAACCCAGCCUCUCGUUCCUUUGCUCUGGUUGCUCCCUGUCCCUUCAGUUCCCUGUUCACGUGGGUUAAAUCCCGUUCCUUACAGCUCUGGAUCUAGGCCUGGAUUCAUGUCAAUCUUGUAUGCGAAAAGCCAACCUUGCUCCAGAUGAAAACUAGUCUGAAGAGUGACGUCCCCGUAGGGGUCUGCCCUGGGGCAUUGGGAUCCACCAUUAAAUGUCUAGCUCUAGGCUGCCUUUCUAGCCGAUGGCUCUGUUUACACUACGCACAGUGACCCGCGUUGAUAUUGCAGCUGAAAAGGGGUGAGGGGGCUAGUUUUUCUUACCCCAAUCCCCAUGGGUUCCCCACAUGGAGAAGACCAUUUCCAUGUAUUUGGGAUGUUUCGCCAUCCAUUUUGCCCACACGUUUUGACAUGCUAAUGUUUUAAACUGAUACAAAUCCAGCCACUCAGCCUAGGUUUUGAAAUGCACCCUGUGUAGCAAAUCUCCUGGAAAACAAUACCCCUCCAUUCCCCCAGGGGGCAAACGUCUACCCCAGAGACGCAUGUACAAAUCUCUGACACGGGUUGCUUGAUUGGUUGGUUUCUGUGCAGAAAAAUUAUUAUGAAUUGUAACGAUAACUAUUCCUUUGCAAUACUCCUUAAUAAACUAUCAGGAGAUUUUCCACCCCUG